UAUCGAAUCAUGUACGAGAAGCUUGCGAUCGAAAUUGUGUUCUUUUCCAUUCCUGAUAUCUCCAUAAUUUCUAAAAUGUUGAAUCUCCGCCCACAUACCACGUGGAGGUGCUAACAAGUUUGGUCCAUGGCAAUCGGACAUUAUACCGCUCGUGUGCGGAUAUUCACCCGCAACAUCGAAUGGUGGCUUUUAUAUAUCCCACGUGGCGGCGUGUGUCGACAUCCCUAUGUAAAGCCAUUCCCGCUCGAAGCUUCGUCCCAUCAGCCUACCAAGACGACGUUGAAUCCAUAUCAAUCCUGACGACAGACAUCCGGAUUAACAAUGGCCCGUUCCGUGCUCAACGUCAAGCCUACCCGCAUCAUUCUGGACACGGAUCUGGCCAUGGGCGAGGGCGCAAACAUCGAUGAUGGAUUCGCUCUCGCUCUGGCUCAUGCGGACCCAAAUCUGCAGUUGGACAUGAUCACGACAGUCCAUGGGAACACCGAUGUGGAGAGUGCGACGAUUUUGACUGAAUUGCUGGCGACUCAACUUGGGAUCGAUACCCAUGACACGCCCAUCUUCCGUGGUGCGGCAACUCCGCUUAUUCGAACCAAUCAACAGCGGACCCCUUCGAGCCAUGUCCUCGCCCUCCGUGAUGCUGCUCGAGCACGAGGGCAACUUGCCUCUGGAGCCUAUGCUCCGAUUGCCAUCAUCGAACAUAUUCUAGCCAAUCCGGGCCAGAUCACCCUUGUCGCGAUCGGUCCUCUUACCAAUGUUGCCAUUGCUCUCCUCUUGGAACCGAAGAUUGCAGUUGCAUUGAAGGAGCUUGUGAUGAUGGGAGGUUCAUUCUUUGGUGCCACAGGUUUCCGCAACAAACCAGGCGAGACAAACGUAUUUACAGACCCCGAAGCAGCCCAGGCUGUCCUUCGCUCUGGGAUACCUCAACGAUGGGUGGGCCUGGAUUGCACGCUGAAAACACGUCUGACGCGAAAGCAAGCCGCGGAGCUGGAGGCGUCCCAUUCAGCAUUUGCUUCCUUUGCUGGCAGAGCCGCGAAUGCUUAUAUUGACGUUUUGGCGGCUCGUUAUCCUGGGCGUCCGGCGCCUGACGCAUGCCACAUACACGAUGCCUUGGCAGUAGCUGUUGUCUCACGCCCGGAGUUCUGCACGUUCCAAGAUAUCGCGGCGUCCGUCAUUACUGGGGAGGGAGAGGCGCGUGGUGUAAUUAUCGCGGACAAGUUGGAGGGUCUUGAGCCGCCAGAGCCUAAUUGCAGGGUUGCAGUUGAUGUUGAUACAUGCGCCUUCGAGAAGCAUUUCUUCAGUUUGAUAAACACAUUGUAAAUACUGCAUCUUAAUGGAGUUCGGCAUAUGGGUGGCUGGCGCAAAGGAUCAAUGUUUGGAUAUCUAUAGUACAGCGCAUUCUACCAAGCCCACUUGGAAUAUCCUAUUUUCUACAAGAGAUACCUCAAUGUACUUUUCAUCUGCUUUCACCACGAGAAAUAGAAGCCCUCAAA
Messenger RNA from Aaosphaeria arxii CBS 175.79, 1490 nucleotides. Its product is annotated as nucleoside hydrolase. The coding region runs from base 322 to 1317 and encodes 331 amino acids. Gene Ontology annotation, molecular function: purine nucleosidase activity. Gene Ontology annotation, biological process: purine nucleoside catabolic process. The record is from RefSeq and is a predicted model, not a curated record. Gene Ontology annotation, cellular component: cytosol. NCBI's taxonomy places the organism in Eukaryota, Fungi, Ascomycota, Dothideomycetes, Pleosporales. The transcript has a single exon.